AGCAGCCAAUGGGAUCUCAAGGCCGCGCAGGGCAGCCCUAUUCCAGCAGCCGCACCGAGCGUGGGCGGGGUCCUUAGUUCACUGUCUCGCACCCGCCGGCAGGCGACAAGGGCAGCGGCACACGCGACCAGAUUUGGAACCCAUACUGCUAAGAAGCAUUCAGACUGACAUUGCAUCAGAAAGUGUCCUGAGAUCAGCCGCUCUGUCUUGCAGACAGAACAGGUGGGCCAGAGAAACAUUUUUUUCGACUCAGUAAGAUCUGCCCUAUCAAGCAAGACUCCAGCCCCACAGAGAAAGCUCAUGGAACCCGGAACACCAAGCGCCAACCUUUGGAGGACAGGCAGACUCCAACAGGAUCUGUAGGGCACUGCCUUAGCCUCACCACCAUGGCGCGUGGUUUCACAGUAGGCUUUGACCCACUGGGUCUAGGAGAACUCAGCUCUGCCUCCCUGAGCUCCCUCUCCUCCCGAGGCCACCUGGGCAGCGACUCGGCCUCCACAGCAACACGAUACUUGCUGAGAAAGCAGCAGCGCCUGCUGAAUGGGCCCUCCCGAGGAAUUCGAGCCUCCUCACCCAUGGGCCGUGUCAUCCUCAUCAAUUCCCCCAUCGAAGCCAACAGUGAUGAAAGUGACAUCAUCCACGCAGUUUGUGUGGAGAAGAGUCCGUCGGGGAGGCUGGGUUUCAGCGUGAGAGGCGGCUCUGAGCAUGGCUUGGGCAUCUUUGUCAGCAAGGUGGAGGAGGGAAGCAGCGCAGAGCGGGCUGGCCUGUGUGUGGGAGACAAGAUCACCGAGGUGAACGGGCUGAGUCUAGAGAGCACCACAAUGGGCAGCGCUGUAAGACUGCUGACCAGCAGCAGCCGCCUGCACAUGAUGGUGCGGCGCAUGGGCCGUGUGCCUGGCAUCAAGUUCUCCAAGGAGAAGACCACAUGGGUGGAUGUAGUGAACCGGCGACUGGUGGUAGAGAAGUGCAGUUCAACACCGUCGGACAGCAGCUCAGAAGACGGUGUACGCCGCAUUGUCCAUCUCUAUACAACCUCCGAUGACUUCUGCCUAGGCUUCAACAUCCGAGGAGGCAAGGAGUUUGGCCUGGGCAUCUAUGUGUCCAAAGUGGACCAUGGUGGACUGGCUGAGGAGAACGGCAUCAAAGUGGGGGACCAGGUCCUGGCGGCCAACGGUGUCAGGUUCGAUGACAUCAGCCACAGCCAGGCCGUGGAGGUGUUGAAGGGCCAAACACACAUAAUGUUGACCAUCAAGGAGACCGGCCGAUACCCUGCCUACAAAGAGAUGGUUUCCGAGUACUGCUGGCUAGAUAGAUUGAGCAAUGGGGUCCUGCAGCAGCUGUCACCGGCCUCUGAGAGCAGCUCCAGUGUCUCCUCUUAUGCCUCCAGCGCCCCCUGCAGCUCGGGCUCGCUGCCCUCUGACCGCAUGGAUGUUUGCCUGGGACCAGAGGAUCCCACUAGCCAGGGCCCAGGUUGGGGGCGGGCAGACACAGCCAUGCAGACGGAACCUGAUAUGGGCGGCAGCCGUGUGGAAACUUGGUGCAGCGUAAGGCCAACCGUCAUCCUCAGGGACACAGCCAUCCGCUCCGAUGGUCCCUCUUCUACCCGACAUCUUGAUUCUGCACUUUCAGAGUCCCCCAAGACUGCUCUGCUCCUGGCCCUCAGCCGACCCAGGCCCCCCAUCACAAGAUCCCAGAGCCACCUGACACUGUGGGAGGAGAAGAAACAGCGGAAGAAGGAGAAGUCAGGAUCCUCUGGGGAGAAGGGGGCCUUGCAGCGCUCCAAGACGCUGAUGAACCUCUUCUUCAAGGGAGGGCGGCAGGGGCGACCAGCAGGGGACGGGCACAGAGAGGCCUGGACACUGGACAGCAGAAGCCCCACCAAAGUCCGUCCUCGCCUGGACCUGGAGAAAGCAGGGAGUGUGGGGCCUGUGCAGAAGUUUGUCACCUGGAGACUCAGACGAGACCGGGAGAGGGGCCGGGCUCUGCUCUCUGCCAGGUCUGGAAGCCCCUCUGGCCAGGGGCCCAAUGUGGAUGAGCAGAUGCAGGCCUGGGAAAGUCGACGGCCGCUCAUUCAGGACCUGGCCCGGAGGCUGCUGACAGACGACGAGGUACUAGCAGUCACUCGCCACUGCUCCCGGUACGUCCAUGAGGGUGGUGUGGAGGACCUAGUGCGCCCCCUGCUGGCCAUCCUGGACAGGCCCGCGAAGCUGCUGCUGCUGAGGGACAUCAGGAGCGUGGUGGCCCCCACAGACCUUGGCCGCUUUGACAGCAUGGUGAUGCCUGUGGAGAUGGAAGCUUUUGAGGCUCUUAAGAGCAGGGCAGUGGGGCCUUCUGCUUUGAGACCUACCAGGCAAGACACGCCACCCAAGCGUCAUCUCAUCACCCCUGUUCCUGAUAGCCGUGGAGGUUUUUACUUGCUGCCAGUGAACAGCUGCUCAGAGGAUGAAGAUGGAGAAAUAAGGGAGAGGCUUGGGGGCCUUAAGGUUUCCCUCGGUGCCUCUGCCCCUCACCACAAGGGAAUCCCUCCUCUACAAGACGUGCCAGUGGAUGCCUUUUCUCUUCGCCGAGGCGCAUGCGCACCUCCUCCCCAGCCACCUCCUGUGGCUCCCCGGCCUCCCAGGCCUAACUGGCUACUGACAGAACCCCCAAGCAGAGAGGACACUCAGCAGAACCAGAACCAGACCCCAGGCCAAAGCUGCAGCCGCAGUCGCAGUCACAGCCGCAGUCGCAGCGGCAGCCGCAGCCGCAGUCGCAGCCAAGGUCGAGGCAAGUCUGCUGGAUGCAGGCGCUCCCCUUCCCCGGCACCCAUCACCACUGCCACCUCAGCCAACGGGCGUUACCACAGGCCUCGAAAGGCAAGGCCCCUGCUUCCACGACCCCUAGAUGGGCAGGUGGCCAAAGUGGGAGUCAGGCAAGAGCCCUUGGAGAAUGGGAUUGAUCAGACAGCUGAGGACGAAGCUGGGAAUGCCACCACUGGAGAGCUGAGGACCGUCACACUAUCCAAGAUGAAGCAGUCUUUGGGCAUCAGCAUCUCAGGGGGCAUCGAGUCCAAGGUGCAGCCCAUGGUGAAGAUAGAGAAGAUCUUUCCUGGAGGUGCUGCUUUCCUCUGCAGGGCUCUGCAGGCUGGCUUUGAGCUGGUGGCAGUGGAUGGAGAAAGCCUGGAGCAGGUAACCCACCAGAGAGCCGUGGACACCAUCCGCAGGGCCUACCGAAACAAGGCUCGGGAACCUAUGGAACUUGUUGUCAGGGUCCCUGGGCCUGGCCUCCUGCCCCUAUCCUCUAACCUACGAGCCAUUAAGGGCCAGGGCCUUGCUGCCGACAGUUCUUCCGCCCAUGGACCCAUUGAAGAUACUCCGAUUCUCACACAACUACCUCCCACGGAGGCUAGGCAACUACGGCAUGCUCUCAGCUCUGUCCAAAAGGUCCCUCAAAGUACCCCUAAACUCUUCCCUAUCCAUAAGGAUCCCCACAACCCUUCCUAGGGACCUCAAGUCCAACUACUGCCUCCAGGUUCCAUAUACCUGUCCUAUCCAUUUGACCACCGAGAGCACUGCCAUACUUGGGUGGCUCUGAUCCACUGGGCUGUCAAAAGGGCUCUGGCCUUUCAAGAUAAGCUGGAUAUCCAAUUACAAGGUGUACUAGUGGGCAACCUAAGCCAGUUGCAUUCCCUAAUCCUGGAACUGCCUCCCAGUGAGGAGACAGACACUCAAGUCUGAAGCCUGUAACUGGUGUGAGGUUUUUCACGAUGGACCUGGCUCACCAUAAUCUGAGGGGCUUAAACUGAGUCGUCAAGGUCACUGCAUUCAUCCCCCAGCCUCAAGCAGUGUUCAGUGCAAAGGACAGAAGGAAAGGCUUUUCUAGUUCCUCACGACUCAUGGUGUCGUCCACCAGGGCCCGGGAUUCCUACUGGAUUAGUCCUAAGAACUCCAUCACAGGUAGGUGGGUAGCCAGCAAGCAGAGGAGACAGGAUGUCAAACAAAUUCCCCUAGAGUUUAUCCAUCAAGCCUUUUUUUUUAACAAAACUUUUUUUUUUUAAUUUUUUUCCCCUUUGGGUUUGUACAAGAAAUUUACAGUGUGAAAAAUAUACAAGUGGGAACGAGGCCAUAACCCUGGAACUAGGGAGGGCGGCUUGGUCACGAACACAAAUAAACAAGACAUUGCUGAGUU
Molecule: messenger RNA, 4167 nt
Organism: Rattus norvegicus (Norway rat)
Lineage: Eukaryota; Metazoa; Chordata; Mammalia; Rodentia; Muridae
Gene: Pdzd7
Product: PDZ domain containing 7
Cellular component (GO): stereocilium; plasma membrane bounded cell projection; stereocilia ankle link
Molecular function (GO): identical protein binding
Source: RefSeq, a predicted model, not a curated record